AUGACGACGAGGUACGAAGGCGGCGGCAGAGUCCGGUCAAGUGUUCUGUUCCUUGGCCUUGGCCCAUGGCCCUGCUGGCAAAAGCUCGGGAGCCGAAAGCAGCUCUGGCCGCUUGCCAUUGGAUCGUGGCUUCAACUUCGGCCCCGCCGUUGGCCCCAAUUGGGUUCCGGCGAGGUCCCGAUCAUCGAUUGCCUCUCAUCUCUCGUGUCGCUCGCUCGAUUUUCUCGCCCGUUUCUCCCUCACCGAGUUCCCUGCCCACUGCUAUUCGUUCUGGCCUGGUCUGCUGCAGCUGUGCGAAACAUCAAGGCAGGUAAGGUAGCCAACCGCUUGACCAUCCAUGGUGAAGAUUCACUCAAGGAGAGUCUCCGGCGCUUCUCCCGGCUCAAGUCGUCUGCAUGCUGCCACCCCAUGUCUCCUGCUCCCCAUCAAGCAGAUUCCCCAAAACCUGGGCCCCCGUGGAAGUCCGCAUAUGCCCCAGGGGAAAUUUUCCCCCAAGUUUGGGACAUGGGGCACCCAGGCGGCCAGGCCACCACGCGCGAGACUGACGCUGGCGGCGGCUCACCACCCACUGCACUCGCAGGGCUCUGA
Colletotrichum paranaense is the source of this 588-nucleotide messenger RNA. RefSeq lists its product as uncharacterized. The coding region runs from base 1 to 588 and encodes 195 amino acids. The record is from RefSeq and is a predicted model, not a curated record. The transcript has 2 exons. Lineage: Eukaryota; Fungi; Ascomycota; Sordariomycetes; Glomerellales; Glomerellaceae.